AUGGCACCCAUUGCCAUCCCCCAAUUCCUCCUCCCUCGCGGGAUACCCUCCUCCCGAACCUUGCAGGCCCUCACCCGCCGCCGCAACCCGAGCACCCUCGCAACCACAGUGCCCUCCUCGUGCCGUUGCGCCUCAUCAGACGACGGCAGCAAACCCCGCGUGCUCGCCAAACCAGACAAGUUCCGACCACCCUCGCACCCCGCGCGCCGGGUGGUACCAACCCGCAAUGGCAGGGUAGUCAGCGGACCGAUCAACUACCCCGGUCCACGACUCUCGGAGAAGGAGAAGGAGGAGCAGAAGACCAGGAAGUACCCAAAUAUGUUUCCGCCCGAGGGGACGAUCAUGUACAAGUUUCUGACGAGUCGGUGGAUUCAUAUCUGGAUUGCUAUGGGCGUCCUCACCUCGCUGGCUACUUUCACCUUCACCACGAACUUCAAGCACUCCUCGCCGUACGCGCACUUGCUGCCGCCGUGGUCUGCGCUCUUGACUCACCCGAUCGACACGAUCGGGCAGGCGCUUGCCGUCUUCCGCAUGCAUGUGCAGCAUAACUCGAUGGAGACGAGGGAGAAGCGCCUCAAGCGGGUCGAGGAUGCGGAGAAGAGGCGGCAGUAUCGGAUCGCGCAUGGGUUGGAAGAGCCGGACGAGAAGACUGAGAGACAGACUGCGGAGGUGGUUGAUGAUCAGUCGCCGGUCGCGGCCGAUGUUCCUGCGGUUGGCGCGGAUGAAUACGUUGACUGGGAAGGGAAGAAGAGGCCGGUCAAGAAGUGGCUUGGUAUCUGGUAG
This is a messenger RNA of Aspergillus fischeri NRRL 181, 783 nucleotides long. RefSeq lists its product as uncharacterized. The coding region runs from base 1 to 783 and encodes 260 amino acids. Lineage: Eukaryota; Fungi; Ascomycota; Eurotiomycetes; Eurotiales; Aspergillaceae. The transcript has 2 exons. The record is from RefSeq and is a predicted model, not a curated record.